UAUAAAUAUGUAUUAGUGAAACAAUUUUAUCCUAGUUCUUUAAAAGGAUUUUGAUGUGAUUCAAGUAGUCACGCGUCACGCUGAACUUGAGUGUGGUGGGUGUGUACUUUGUUUGGAGUUGGUAAAUGGAGUAAAUAUAUAAUUGUUAUGUUGUGACUUUUUAGAAUUUAUUUUCAAGUGAUUUAACUAUAGUUGUGAUAAUGUGUAAUUUCAGUUAUUUCGAGAACGGAGACCUCACAAGUGAAGUUUGUAGAUUUAUUUUGUGAAAGAAGACGUGACGUUUUGAUUGAGAAUUUAAAAUCACCAACACAGUAAAAAAGACCAUUGUUAUCCGACUGAGACUUCGGAGGUCGACCACUUGCGAUUUGAGCUGCUCCCUUGGAUACUCCUACUCGACGCCUUGCUCGACCAGAUGGAUUAACACCAGUGCGACCCUUCUUGGACAGCACAGAGUUGACAGCUCUGUAAAAAGCCACCAAAGCAGCUUGAGCAGCUGGAGUAGUUUUUGGCUUUCGGAGUGCCUUUCCCAUCUUUUCAACAAGUUCAGUUGGAAAGGAGCCACUUCCACUCCGCCGAGAGUACGUGAAACACACAUAGCAACCUACGUGCUGUUGGCCACACCGACUCAACCGCCUUUCGUUCCGCAGAACUGUCAUCUGUCAUUACGACACUAGGCGCCUAAAAAUGAAGUACAUUUUCAUUUAGAAAUGUAUGUUUUUUUUAAAUUUUAUUAUUGGAUCAUGAAGUAGUCUCUGAGUAAGAUUUUUUAAACUCUGUUUUAAUUUAAUAAAUAUUGGAAUUUAUUGUUGGUAGGGAAUAUAAAAUGUUUGUGAUUAAUUGGAGGUUAAUGCUAAGGAUAAUGCUAUUCAGUUUUACCUCAGAGCCACCAAAUCCUUUUGGACAUUCUCUCUUGUACAAGUUAAAGGCCAUCUCAUAGCAAGUCUGAGUCUGGUGGCUUUGCAGCAAAAUGCAAAGUGGCAUUGCACCAGCUUUUGUGGCAGAGCACAUUGAUGUAAAGGUGCAGUGAGUCACAUCAACAUGUGAGGUUGAAUCAAGGAAGAGUGUUUCACCAGAGUGCGGCAGUUCUUGCACCCUUUUCAUCAAGGGUGUCACAAUGAGGAUGCACCACUCGCCAUCCUCCAUUGAAGUCUUAACAAGAACAUCUAAAGUUUUUAAGAUUUUAAUGUAUUGCAUUUUAGGAAAAAUUCAAUUUUCAAACUACCUCUUGAAAUGUAAUCUCCAGAAGCAAUUUUUUCUUGAGUCUUUUCAAUUGGUGUUAAAGAUUUUACACCAAAUUGCUUAUUUGACCAUUUGUCAAACAAAUAGGAGACAGUUCUUUUGGUAGGGUUAAUAUUAGCAUCAGCAAGAUUCACAAAAUCAUCAUUGCUGAUAAGUAAGUCUUCGUGACGUUUCUUUGCUUGAGCAGCUGUACUCCCAUCGUCAAAAUAUUUGUCGAACAGAGCGGCAGUCGAUGGAUCUACUCGAUUUAAUCGAAGUGUGUCCGCACUUAAGAUGUGAUGAUUGUGCACGCCUUCAAAUUUGAUCACAGCUUGACGGACAAUACCAUGCUUGUCAGGCCGUAGUCCUCGAAGGCAAGUACUGGAAGCGGAAACUUGCCACAGUCACUGCAGAGUACAAAAAAUGGCGAAUGUUUUACAAAAACAAAAUCAUGGGAUGGACGCCCAAAGAUGGAGACCACGGGCUGGGGGACAUCGACAUGUUCGAGUGGCACCCGGACAGCAACGAGUCAGGGAAUUCAAUGAUGGUCGAUGAAGAUUACAUGGACUUGAUGAGUGACACGCUCUUCACCUCCAUCACCCAGCCUUUUCCAUUCCCCAACCCCCGAGAAAUAGCCAAAGCAGGCUUAGCCGAGUUCAUUCAGCCAGGAUUAGUGCAAUUGCAGCCGAACAUUGAGGAUUACAUGGACACAUUGGAACCCCUGCAGUCCCUCCAUGAUUUGCUGUGCUCGAGUUCGUCAAAACUGGCGUCAGUGCCGGAGGAGCCGAACAGCCUGAACGCGCUGGAGACGAACCUGUUCCGGUCGGAGGGGGCGCGCAGCAUGGACCUGAACCUGGGGCAGCAGGCGGGGGGCCCUGGCGACUCCUUCCCAGACCUCUCGCUGCAGUACUCGGCCAAAAUCUUCUCUGACUCGGCCACUUUCCAGCGGCCACACUCGGCCGCCCCCUCCGAACCAUUCUACUUCACCGCGCAGGACCAGCUGCUCUCCAGCCAGCCUCCCCAGGGACAGGCCAUGACCCUACUGCAAGACCAGCCGGACGUCCAGCACAGCAGCUGCAAAUGGCCAAGGCAGGACAAACCGCAAAGCAGGCCAACUUUGCUGUGCCCAACGUCAACAAGGUGAAAAGACGAUCUCACAGCGGCUCGUCGCUGCUGAGUGGGGGCGCCUCGACCCCCCGGAUGAGUUCGCAGUUGUCGAUGAGCUCGACGAACCUGAGCUCAGGGCAGCAGCCGGCCGAGGGCAACGCCCUCCUGGCGCAGUUGCUGCAGCCACAGCAGCCGUCGUACUACAACAAGCCCAUCCUGCCGGCGCCCCCGCAGCAAAUCCUGAGCACCGUCCUGGUCGGGCCGCUGGCCCUCGCCAAGCAGCCAAAAUCUGAUCUCUCACGCCCGCAGCUGGCCAACCUGCAGCCAAAGCCGGUGCAGAACGCGAGCAGCAAUCAAAACGAGCGAAAAAGUUUUUGCAGGAUAUUGGAAAAUGUUUUUGAAGUUUUGUUUCAAGAGGAAAAAUGAGAGUGCUUACUUUGGUGGGUGGAGGACGGCGGCGAGCAGCAGCAGCGAGCAGAGGACGCCGGCGAGUCUCAUGAUGGUGUGGCCGCGAGCACCGCGCGCACACCGCUUUUAUCGUCUGUCUGCUCUUUUCUGACUCAGGCACCAUUCAGCCGUGCAAUGAAAAAAGGAAAAAGCGCAGCCACACCCCUGCCCAUACCGACUCGUUAUACUUUUUCAUCCGCGACCGGCAAAAGCCUCUUUGUCCCAACAAAAGCAAGAUCGACCUUGUUUCAAGAGAAAAAUCAGCUUUAUAAUAAUACAGUUACAAUAAUAAUAAAAAUUACCCUAUUAAAAAAAUAUAAGCGCUUGCCUUCUGCAAGCUCAUAAGGGCACAGGCCGAUAAGACGCUUGUCUUGGCCUGACCCAAAAAACAAAACAGUAUUUUCUUCACAUAUUAUUUUAUUGCUACCGUUGAAUUAUAUUGUUGUCUGUUUGCGAAUAUACAUACAGCAGCUUUUAAAAUAGCCUUACAUUCGGUUUUUUAACGUUGAGUUAAGACGAUUCCUCUGCAACUAGUUACAUACAGAUAUCGUUAAAUGGACUAAAUAUAGAUUCAAUUUCAUAUUAUGCAUUUUGUGAAGAGAAUUACUUACUAUUUUAUUAUUAUAGCAAACAGUUUCAAGAAAUGUAAAGACUGGGUUCUGAAAUGCAUUAUCUUGUUUCGUGUAUAUUUUUUUAUGCAUGGUGUCAAUUUUUGAUAACAUUUAUUCCAAAUGCUACUUUUUUUUAAUAUGAAGAAUAAUAAAAAAACAAAUACAUUCGGUUAGCCUCUUUCUGAAGAAAUCUGCUCAAGAUAUGCGCAUUGCUUUAAUUUUUACAUUAUAUAUUAUAAAAUAGCAAUAAAUGUAUGUGUCCUCAAAAUAUAUGUAU
This is a messenger RNA of Neocloeon triangulifer, 3660 nucleotides long. RefSeq names its product MLX-interacting protein-like. Lineage: Eukaryota; Metazoa; Arthropoda; Insecta; Ephemeroptera; Baetidae. The record is from RefSeq and is a predicted model, not a curated record. Bases 1649 to 2362 code for a protein of 237 amino acids. The transcript has 10 exons.